Messenger RNA from Symbiodinium sp. CCMP2592, 414 nucleotides. Lineage: Eukaryota; Dinophyceae; Suessiales; Symbiodiniaceae. The record is from the annotation of a GenBank genome assembly.
AUGGCCAAGCCGAGUCUUGGGUCGCAGACGCUGACCCAGAGAAUCCAUGGUCUACCGGCGUCUACCGGUGAUCAGGAUGACACGUGGGCCGAGGCUUCUGCAGAUUCAGAUCCCAAGAAUCCGUGGCCUGCUGAUGAAGGCUGGGAUAACACGUGGGAUUUCCCGGACCCCACCAACGACGAGAUCUACGAGAGCUUCAUCGAGACCAUGGGCGUCGACUUGGACGAGGAGGCUCGACUGCACACGCCUAGCUUCCGCACAAACAAUACAAUUGCCGUUGAUUUGGUGCAGGAGCAACCUGAGCAACCCGGCGACGGGCAGAAUGAUGAUUUGGUCAAUCACGACAUGCAGGAGGCCAAGGAGGCGCAUGCCACCGAAUCGAGUGAUCCACAUGCAUAUGCGCAUGCAGGUUAG